AUGAAAAUUAAUGAUGAAGCAGAUAAAAAGAAUUCAACGUUAACCUCAUCAAGAGGAAAUAAUAAAAAGAAUGAUAACGAUUAUUCAGUAGCACGUGAAUUUGCAAAUUUACAAUCAGUGGCAGCCAGUAAAAAGAAAUCAAAAUCCAAUAGAGAUUCACUUGCAUUUCGUGAUUCACCAGGUAAACCGGGCACAAAGAGAUUCAAUCGUUAUUUAAAUACUCAAUUCUUAAAGACCGCUGGUAGUUUAGGUGGUGGUAAUGGUGACAUUGAAAUGGAUUACACUUUUUAUGAACAAAGAAAUACUCUCUUUUAUCAAGAUCAACAAAAUUCAAAAUACUAUCAAGAUAAUUGUGUAAACAUCUCAUGCGAUCAAGAACAAGAAAUUCUAAAUAGUUGUUUAUCAUCUUCAAAGAAAUCAAAUUCAAGAAAAAAGAAUACAACCAACGCCAACAUCACCGCCAACACUAAUGAAGAUAAUGAACUAUUUUCAAAAUUAAAAAAGAAUUUAAGACCUUUCUUUAAGAAAUCAUUUUUAUUGGAUAGUUUAUUCACUCAAGAGACAGAGAAAGAGAUUUUAUCAUUCAUCAGAGGUGAUGAUUGCUUUUAUAGAAAUACUCCAUCCAAUACAAUGGAGUUUAAUCAAGAGAACCCAGCAAAGAGAUUAAUUAUCCAUGGUUUAGCCUCUUACUAUUCAUUACAAAGUAGAAGUCAUACCAACAAUAAUGGUAAACGUAUUCUUGUCCUUAGAAAACAAAAAUCAAUGCCACCUCUUCCUGAACAAACAAUCGUUCAAUAUUUAAUCUCUGAAUCAAAGAAACAAGCUAUCCAGGUUCAUCAAGUUCAAAGAAAAAAAGUUAUUAAAAAAUCACAAUCAAUUUAUAUUAAAAAAAGAGUUUUAACAACACCUGUAAUCAUCUCUGCUGAUAUUCCAAAUUCUAAUGAUUAA
Messenger RNA from Dictyostelium discoideum AX4, 948 nucleotides. RefSeq lists its product as hypothetical. NCBI's taxonomy places the organism in Eukaryota, Evosea, Eumycetozoa, Dictyosteliales, Dictyosteliaceae. Bases 1 to 948 code for a protein of 315 amino acids. The record is from RefSeq and is a predicted model, not a curated record. The transcript has a single exon. Gene Ontology annotation, molecular function: nucleic acid binding.